UGCUCACAGCUUGGCUCUAGCAGGGUUGCUUGCUUUUGUUACCUGUCUGGUGCACAAAAAGGUUUCUCUCUCUCUUGCAGAGCUUGUGUGUGGUGGUGAGAAACCUCUUUGGACAGAGCUGCUGAUUACAAGUGUUUCCCUCAAACCUUGGCACUGCAGUUGAAACAUCUACCAUCAUUGCUUGGAAAAAACCAACCAGAGCAAUCAAGGCACUGCAUAGAAGAGCAUGAAGAAAUUCAGAAAUAUUUUUCUUUUGUGCCUUGGCUUCCUUCUAGUCCAUGUAAGAGGUCAAGGUGAUUUUGAUUUAGCUGAUGCCCUUGACCACCCUGAUGACAUAAUUACCAGGAAGCCUACAGUGAUCAGAAGACCAACAAGACCUGUGCUCAACAAUGAUCUACAUUUAGGAGAUGCUCUUGGUGGGGGUGACAUCUCAAGAAAACCUUUAUACCCACCUCUACCACCACGCCCGGGAAGUUAUGGUAAUUCUGGAGGUUUUGAUGACUCAGAUCUCCUCGAUGGGAAGCCUUUACCACCGGUUAUAACAGGAGAAGAGGAGCAUCCUUUCAAUCAUGGAGGGAACACAGAUUCAGGAUUAAUAGCUGGAGUUACAUCUCCUGUAAUUUCUUCUUUUGUAAUACUGGUUGUUGGAUCAAUAGCAGCCUACACUGCUUACAAGAAUAAGAAACUUUGUUUCAAACCACGUGGUGGGGCUACAGUGUAAACAACUGAAAGGAGAAUUGCUCUCAUCACAGGUUCCUUUGGUUGGUGACAUUCUACAUUGCCAUUUGGACAGAAGAAAAUCUUCCUUUAACGAACAUUUUCUUGAGACAUUGCAAUCCUGCUCUCUCUAACCUGAUGUCACUUUUGCACCUCGAGCUUUAUGUCAUCAAAGAUAUGCUUAAAACAUCCAGAGAUUGUAUUGCACUCUCUGACCUGAAUUCAUAAAGGUUGGAUAUGGAUUUGGACUCAGAAGUUAUCUUAAAGAAAGAAAUCAAGUUUGAUAUAAGCUAAAAAGGGAAAGAUUUGGGUUUGUGAGGAUUCAAGUCACCAAAUAAAUUUUUUUUCUGUUUUCAAAAUUAGCCAAAAAACUUCAUCCUUCUGAUAGAAUAGGAAUAAAGAGUUUGCCGUUUCCCUUAACACUUGUUGGGUUUCUCCAGUAUAUUUCUGUAAUGAUUACUGUUUAAAGAAAAUUUGUAGUUGUAUAAAGGAUUAAAAAUUUGAAUGCCUUUACUUUGUAUUUAUGUCUGAAUUUUAGCAAAGUGAAAGGACCUAUAGCUAGAAAAUUCAUUUUUAAUUUUAUAAUAUAUUGAAAAGAUUAUGUAUAUUGACAAACCACUGUUUAAAACAAAAUAGAGAGGAACACAUGGUAAUUUUAUUUAUUUAUUUAUUUAAUUGAUUAAUUACUGAAAUGGUAUUUAGCUCUUCUUAGGAACUAGAAUUUCACAUAUGUGUAAUUUCUCUUCUUGAAAACUUAGGCCCUACUCUAAGAACCUUUGAAAGCAUUCAUCUAGCAAGACGGGUUUUUAAAGAAAUACUUCUUAUUCGUAACUUCUGAAAAGGGAAAAUGGGUACAAAGCUUCUUCUGAUUCAUUUAGAAUGAGUUUGUCAUGCUUCAUUCUCUAAGCUCCAAGUCACAACAACUUUUAAACUUCAUGCUAUGUGGAGGUGUGGUUACAUAGUUUUUCUAGCAAGACUAUUUCAUGUCUUUCCCUGAUUCCUGAUCAGCCUUGCUGGGCUAACAAAUAUCCUCGUGUAGACAAACCUAUCACAAAAACUGACACUUUUCCUGUCUCUCUGCCUUCAUUUAGCUAACUGAAUCAAAAAAACAGCAAAUGAAUGAAAUACAGUUGAAAGCUGGCAAAACUAGCAGUUUACUGACAAAUCUGCAAUACAGCCAUUUUAGCUAACUUUUUAAAGCAUAAGGAAAUCAGUGUGGCUUUAUCUUCGUUUUAUAUGCAAAGCAUGUUUUUUGUUACCAAAAUUCCUUUCAGAUGGAGGUAAAUAUGACUUUGUGUUUAGAGGAAUACAUAUACUAAACAUGUACUUUUUCAUGAAAUAAAAUACUAUUUGUCUAAAUUAUAUUUUAAAUGGGUAUAUAUCAGUUUCUUGCUUAGAUGACCACGAUUUUUUUUUUUUGAUUCUGAAAGAAAUUAUAAUGUACAUCAGCUUAAACACAGAAACAUCUUGACAACAUACAAACAAAUGAACACCUUUGUGGCUAUCACUUUUAAUUUAUGAAUGAGAAAAUAUUUUUAAUAUGGUGUGGUUAAUAUGGUUUAAGGACAUUUAAUAUUUCUUUUAAAAUAAUAAUCUUCCAUGUUAAUAGUUAAAACAGAUUGAUAUGUAUUUUGUCAGGUAGGCGUAAAGAUUGGAUUAAUGAAAUGAUAAGUGUUUUGCUGUUACAACUUCAGUGGUUUGUUCAGCCAUGAAAAUACAUAUUUUGCUUCUUUCUCUUCAAAAUUUUCAAUAAACACCUACUGUGUUUUAUCUAA
Messenger RNA from Corvus hawaiiensis (hawaiian crow), 2492 nucleotides. RefSeq names its product Xg glycoprotein (Xg blood group) (gene XG). NCBI's taxonomy places the organism in Eukaryota, Metazoa, Chordata, Aves, Passeriformes, Corvidae. The transcript has 9 exons. The record is from RefSeq and is a predicted model, not a curated record. The coding region runs from base 227 to 721 and encodes 164 amino acids. Gene Ontology annotation, biological process: T cell extravasation; positive regulation of neutrophil extravasation; homotypic cell-cell adhesion.